This is a messenger RNA of Schistocerca gregaria, 2602 nucleotides long. Its product is annotated as leukocyte receptor cluster member 1 homolog. NCBI's taxonomy places the organism in Eukaryota, Metazoa, Arthropoda, Insecta, Orthoptera, Acrididae. The coding region runs from base 367 to 1320 and encodes 317 amino acids. The record is from RefSeq and is a predicted model, not a curated record. The transcript is spliced from 3 exons.
ACCACUUUGAAUCUAGUAUCUAUGGUCGAAGGAUCACCAGUGAUCUCUCCAUGUUAGUAUAGUGAGCACUGGUGAUCACUGUAACCUAUCGAUAGAACAUUCAGAGAUUCUAUAACACUCGUAAACAAACGCGUUUGUGUUUUGCAGCUUUGGUUGUAAAUAUUGUGACGACUUGUCAGUGGCGGAGAGCUGUAGUAUACAGUACUGAAACAGGACACUCAAAAUAAUGAGUCAUCAGCGAUUGAUAGUUUAACAAUUGACGACUAAAAUUUAAUAAUUGUGCCAUAUAUGUAACGAAAGGAAGGAUAAGUGAUUCUCCAAGAAUCAACAUUGCCAUAGGAAUUAUUAUUGCUUCAUAGUGGAACAAUGAAUAUUCUUCCGAAGAAAAGAUGGCAUGUCCGCACCAAAGAGAACAUAGCCAGAGUCCGAAGAGAUGAAGCAAAAGCUGCUGAGGAAGAAAAAGAAAGGCAGAGGAGGGCUUUAUUGGCUGAACAAGAGGCCCGCACUGCUUUGCUCCGUAAAAAAGCAAGAAAGGACGGUGGUCAGUCUCCUGAUGAAGGUGGAAUUCAAAUUACAAAUAAAGCACAACAUGUCAAUCUCUUUGAUGAUCUGGAAGAGGGCAAAAUUGUAUCAUCACUUAAGAAUGAAGAGCAUGAACGUGAAAUAAAAGAAGAAAAAGAGAAAUAUGAAAAACAAAUUGGUUAUUUAACAUACCUAGGCCAGGACACUGUUGAAGCCACUGGGAAAAUUCCAUGGUAUGAUAAAGUUCCUGACAGAAAGAAAGCAGAACCAUUAAUGGGAAUGGAUGCAGAAGUAUCUACAAAGAGCAAAUUACUUAAUGAUCCUUUACGAGAUAUAAGGAAAUAUUUAGGUGUUAAGGAAGAACAAUAUUUGAAUAAGAAAAACAAAACAGCAGAUGCUAACAAGAAAGUAAGUGCUCAUUCAAGCAUAAUAGAUAACAAUUUAGACACUUACAAGAAACAGAAAGACAGAAAGAAGAAGCAUAAAAAGAACAAAAAAGUGAAGAAGAAACAUAAAAAGCAUCGGAAGUCAAAGAGAAUUAGCAGUGAUGAGAGCUCUGAAGUGAACAGUGAAGUUAGCAGUGAUGAAGAUCAACAUGACCAAAAGCCUAACUUAGAGCAGUUACGAGCUGAACGCUUGAAACGUGAGGCUGAAGAAAAACGAAAAGCUGAAGCACUGCUAGCUAGGUUAAGAGGUGAAACUGUUGAAGAAGAAAAGACUGAAACCAUAGCAGUGCCUGUAAAACAGAAGUACAAUUCUCAGUUUAAUCCAGAACUCGCAAGGCAAAAUUUUAGAUAAGAUGUGCUGCUCUAUUUCCAAUGUACAGUGUUGUAUAUAUAAUGAGUUUGGAUUAUAAACUGAAAAUUUUAUGUUUUGUUGAAAAUAUAAAUUGUUUUCAAAGUUGCAACCUUUGUACUGUACAUAAUUCAUUAUUACUGAUUGAGAGAGGUGGUGCAGUCGGGAGGAAGACUGUUCAAAUCCGCAUCCGGUCAUCCAGAUUUAGAUUUUUUGUUAUUUCCGUAAAUCGCUUCAGACAGAUUAUGGGAUGGUUUCUUUGAAAGGAUGCGGCUGACUUCCUUCUCAAUCCUUCUGUAUUCUGAUGGGAACGAAGACCUCACUGUUUACUCCCUUCCCACAAAAUCGACCAAUCAACCAACCAACCAUUAUUACUGACAUUUUUGUGAUUUUCCUGUACCUGCUGUUCAGAAAUCCCACAUCUGAAUAUUUUUGUGUGAUAUUAUAUACCAUGUUCUCACUAGUUAAUGAAUUUGAUGAACAAAUGAAGGUUCUGCCACCCAAAAUUUAUGUUGCCAGAGCCAGUAUUUAAUGUCUGUUUAUUCUUUUGCUCUGAAACCAUGAUUCUUUCUUCCGUGCACUUUCUUCAUUUUCACUUACGUGGUUCCUCUUUUUGAACAUCCAGAAAUUCAUAGAGGGUUGCAAAAUUAGUGCACAUUACAAUACUUGGUUUGCAACAGUGAUAUUCUGUAAGUGGUAUUUUUGGAUGCAUUUUCACUAAAUUUCUUUCAGCAGAAUGAUAAUGUGCCGCAACAGUUCCUUAGCUCCAGAGCUCAAGUGUGUCACAUAUCACAUUUGUUCGCCAAUAAUAAUCAGUAUGUCUGUCUCUCUCUCUGUUUUUUUUCUUUUUUUAAGCUUGUGGUGGGGCAUGACAUUCAUGAAAUAUGGAAGAAAAAAUUUAUGAAAAUCGUAAUCCGUGAUCAAAGGAAAAUGUUCUUUACAAGUUUUUGUUGAUAUACAGUUCAGUACUAUUGCUGUAAUUGCACCUUGAGAAUGAUCUGUUGAUGUUCCGAUUGACGUGCAGAACGUUAUGCUGUUAUAAUGACUAGUACUAGUUUUUUAGAUAUUUGUAACUGCAAAAGAAGUUUUAAAUGUCAGAUUGUGGUUGUAAAUAAAGUCCUUGUGAUAAGGUAUAGUGUUAUGAAUUAGAACAGCUUAGUUUUCAUUGAUACUAGAAUCUAUCUUCUGGACCUAACAUGUCUAUUAUUUCUUAAAAACAUUUGUAAAAACGGUGUAAUUUUUGCUCAAAUGCAAAGAUGGUAGCAGAUAUCAGAGUGGACACAGA